AUGGAAUUAGACAAACAAGCUCAAUCAUAUCCAUUAACGACAUUAUCUUUGGAUCAACUUGAUCAAUAUCUUAAACAAUUUGUUGAUUGUCAACGAAAAUAUUUAUCGAUGAGGAAUAAUAAACACUUACAAAAAUUUAGAGAUGAAUUUCAUGAAAAGCUAUUGCUUGAAACUAUCUCUACAUUUCGUCUUAAUAUCAUAAAUCUAAAUCAAUAUAUUAAUCGAUUGAAGAGCAUACGAGAAAAACAAGCGACAAUUUACGAACAUCUUUUAAUGUUAGAAAUGCGAGUUUCAUGCAAACUUUUACCGAAAAAUUUCGAUCAACUAGAAGAUUUCAUUGCAUCUAUCGCCUAUUUACCACUGAACAAUGAUCAAAAGAUGAUUGAAGUUAGAAAUAAACGUUAUAAAACUAUUCAAGAGGCAAAACGUAUAUGGUUGAAUAUUUUUCUAAAUGCAUAUGAAAUUCAAUUACAAGAAUAUGAUCAAGAAUAUGAAUAUGAAUUUUUACAAUUGGAAUCACAUUUACUCAACAGUAUCAAUAUUACUAUGAAAAUGCGAUCAUUAAGAGGAAUCUUAAUUAAAAAUCGUCAACGUUCAUCAUCUACCAAAAAAACUGUCGGCGUUUGGCCUGAACCAUAUCUUGAUUUACUUACUAACAUAUUCAAUCGAUACGAAUGGAAUUAUCUUUCAUUUGAUUCAAUUCAACGUAAAAUUAAAAAACAUAAUUUAAUUCUUCGUGUUACUGAUAAAGGUUAUAAUUUUUAUAUUGGUGCAGAUGACAUACCAGUUCGACCAAUUGAAAAUACUAUUCCUGCUCCAACAACAAAUAUAUCAAAUUAUUUAGAUGACAUUAUCCGACCUAUAUUUGACAAGGAAUGUCAAAGUACAACUAUAAUCGAUGGUGCUUCAUUAAUUCAAGCACUUCAUCAAUAUAUAAGAAAAGGUCUUUUUAAGUCAUCGACGCUAUUUUGUACUUUUGAUAUUCAUAAUUUAUAUACCAUGUUACUACAAGAAGAAGUCUUAAAUAUUCUUGUCGAGUUUCUUCAUGUCCAUGGUUAUACAAAAGUCAAAGGAAUUCAUCUAGAAACAAUAAAACUAUUAGCCUCAAUUGUAUUGAAAGAGAACGUGUUUGUCUAUGGUAAAAAGAUUUAUCGACAAGUUCUUGGCGGUGCAAUGGGUUCAUCAUUUGCAUUGACACUAGCAAACAUAUUUAUGUGGAAAUGGCAAAAAGAACUUGUUCAUCGACAAGAUAUGACAGGUGAAUUUUAUGGACGAUAUAUUGAUGAUAUUUUUAUGACAUGGAAUAAAUCAAAAAAUGAAUUGAAGAAGAUAUUAGAAAAUGCAAAUACUUGGCAUCCAAACAUAAAAUUAGACUAA
This is a messenger RNA of Rotaria sp. Silwood2, 1377 nucleotides long. Lineage: Eukaryota; Metazoa; Rotifera; Eurotatoria; Philodinida; Philodinidae. The record is from the annotation of a GenBank genome assembly.